Fukomys damarensis (Damara mole-rat) is the source of this 1841-nucleotide messenger RNA. It is a transcript of the gene Aldh9a1, whose product is annotated as aldehyde dehydrogenase 9 family member A1. Bases 278 to 1552 code for a protein of 424 amino acids. The transcript has 11 exons. Lineage: Eukaryota; Metazoa; Chordata; Mammalia; Rodentia; Bathyergidae. The record is from RefSeq and is a predicted model, not a curated record. Gene Ontology annotation, molecular function: aminobutyraldehyde dehydrogenase (NAD+) activity; 4-trimethylammoniobutyraldehyde dehydrogenase (NAD+) activity.
GGAGAGCUGGGAGCCUGCUGGGAGGCAGCUGAGCGGCAACCGGAGUUGCGCAUCCGUUAAUCACCAGCGUGCGCGCCGGGAGCCCCAGCACUGUGGGAGGUCGAGGCUGGAGGAUCGCAAGUUCAACGCCACCCUCGAAACGAGUGACUUUGCGCGACCUUGUCUCAAGAUAAAAAGCCGCGUGAUAGCUACUUUUACAUGUUCAGGAGAAAAAGAAGUCAAUUUGGCUGUUCAGAAUGCAAAGGCUGCCUUCAAAAUAUGGAGUAAAAAAUCUGGCAUGGAGCGUUGCCGGAUCCUCCUGGAAGCUGCCAGAAUUAUAAGGGAGCGGAAGGAUGAAAUCGCCACCGCGGAGACCAUCAACAAUGGCAAGUCCAUCUUCGAGGCCCGCUGGGACAUCGACACUUCCUGGCAGUGCCUGGAGUACUUUGCAGGCUUGGCCGGAUCCCUGGCUGGUGAGCACAUCCAGCUCCCUGGCGGAUCCUUUGGCUACACCCGCAGGGAGCCCCUUGGGGUGUGUGUGGGGAUCGGAGCUUGGAACUACCCCUUCCAGAUCGCCUGCUGGAAGUCAGCCCCGGCUCUGGCCUGCGGUAAUGCCAUGGUCUUCAAGCCUUCCCCCUUCACGCCGGUUUCUGCUGUGCUCCUGGCCGAGGUCUACACCCAGGCGGGUGUGCCUCCCGGGCUCUUCAACGUGGUGCAAGGCGGGGCAGCCACUGGCCAGUUCCUGUGUCAGCAUCCCGACGUGGCCAAAGUCUCCUUCACUGGAAGUGUGCCCACCGGCAUGAAGAUCAUGGAGUUGUCAGCUAAAGGAAUCAAACCUGUUACCUUGGAACUUGGCGGCAAAUCUCCACUCAUCAUCUUCUCAGACUGCAGCAUGGAGAACGCUGUGAAGGGCGCACUGAUGGCCAAUUUCCUCACACAAGGCCAGGUUUGUUGUAAUGGCACAAGGGUAUUUGUGCAAAAGGAAAUUAUUGAUAAGUUCACCGAAGAAGUGGUGAAGCAGACCCAGAAGAUAAAAAUUGGAGAUCCCCUUCUGGAGGGUACAAGAAUGGGUCCGCUCAUCAACCGGCCGCACCUGGAGCGAGUCCUUGGCUUUGUGAAGUCAGCAAAGGAGCAGGGUGCUAAGGUGUUAUAUGGUGGAGACCUGUACGUACCUGAGGAUCCCAAAUUAAAAGAUGGAUACUACAUGAGACCUUGUAUAUUGACUAAUUGCAGAGAUGACAUGACCUGUGUGAGAGAAGAGAUCUUUGGACCAGUCAUGUCCAUUUUGCCGUUUGACACGGAAGCCGAGGUUCUGGAACGAGCCAACAACACCACGUUUGGACUCGCAGCUGGCGUGUUUACCAGGGACAUCCAGCGGGCUCACAGAGUGGUGGCCGAGCUGCAGGCAGGAACGUGCUACAUUAACAACUACAACGUCAGCCCCGUGGAGCUGCCCUUCGGGGGAUAUAAGAAGUCAGGAUUCGGCAGAGAGAAUGGCCGUGUGACACUUGAAUAUUAUUCACAGCUGAAGACUGUGUGCGUGGAGAUGGGUGAUGUGGAGUCUGCUUUUUGAAGCCAGGCUGUGGGAUAAGUCAAGUUGGCAUCUUGACAUGGCAGGAUAACUGAUGACCACUUCAAUCCAGACUUUGGUCAUUCAGAUUGAAAUGUGGCUUGAUGGUGUUCUUCAUCUUUCAGUCACCUUCCUAACUGACACUGUGCACAAGUGCCUCUUAGAUAGGAAUUAAGAUAGUUGUGAUUUUUCUGACAGCAAAUUUCUGUGAAAUCUUUAAAAGUUAGCAGCAUGCUUCCGGAGAACAGGUGGUUUAACAGGUAGAGCAUAACCAGUGUUACACAUCUUCCAC